This is a messenger RNA of Lonchura striata (white-rumped munia), 1981 nucleotides long. It is a transcript of the gene ZFYVE27, whose product is annotated as zinc finger FYVE-type containing 27. Lineage: Eukaryota; Metazoa; Chordata; Aves; Passeriformes; Estrildidae. Gene Ontology annotation, biological process: endoplasmic reticulum tubular network formation; vesicle-mediated transport; positive regulation of axon extension. Gene Ontology annotation, cellular component: growth cone membrane; endoplasmic reticulum tubular network. The record is from RefSeq and is a predicted model, not a curated record. Gene Ontology annotation, molecular function: metal ion binding.
AUGCAGCCGGCGGAGCGGGACGGGCCGGCAGGCGGCCCCGAAGGGGCGGCGGGAGCGGCUGAGGCCCCGCCGGAGCCGUCGCCGCCCAAGGCCGCCGCUGCUUUCGACCUGCUGGAGCUGGUGCGGAGCUACCGGCGGCUGGAGCUGUACCUGGAGCCGCUGCGGGACGCCGCCGAGGGUGUCCGCUCCCUCCUCCGGUGGCAGCGGCCUGUGUGCUCUCUCCUGGUCUGCCUCGGCCUCAACUUCCUCCUGCUCACCCUCGGCCAAGCUGCCUGGUUCUCGGUGCUCGCCCUGCUGGUCGCGGUGCCGGCCCUGCUGGGUUACCUGCAGGAGACGAGCCGGGCCCGGCCGUCGGAGGCCGAGCUGGUGCGCAGGAGGUACCACAGCGUCCGCAGGGAGGAUCUGCGCAAGGUGCAGCUCUCGCGGCAGGAGGCCAUCGCCCAGGUCAAGAGCUUCCUGAUCCAGCUGGAGGGGUUUCUGAACGGGAUGUGCUGCAGCUGUGAGGCAGUGUACCGUGUGCUGUACUGGGAGAACCCCACUGUCUCUUCCCAGUUUUAUGGAGUGCUACUGGGCACUGUCUGUGUCCUCUACCUGCUGCCCCUCUGCUGGGUCCUGGCCAUCCUCAAUAGCACCCUCUUCCUGGGCAACACCCAGUUCUACCAAGUGAUAAUGGAGCUCAAGGCCUCCAUCGAGCAGUGUGUGGGCUCCAAACCCCUCGAGAGCACUCCAGAGCCUGCUGAACCCCUGCCACCAGCUGCUGCCCCAGAUCGGACCCCCACCCCCACCAGUGCAGAGGACCUUACUCCUGGCAGUGUGGAGGAAGCAGAAGAGGCAGAACCUGAUGAAGAGUUCAAAGAUGCAAUUGAGGAGAACCAGCUGCUGGUCAUGGAGGAUGAUGAAAGCUCUCAGUGCUCAGCAGAUUUUGACCUCAGCCUCCCAGACAAUGGUUUUAUGAGCAAAAAUGAGGUGAUCCGCAGCAAGGUGUCCCGCCUGACCGAGCGCCUGCGCAAGCGCUACCCCAGCAACAACUUUGGGAACUGCACGGGCUGUGGUGCCACCUUCUCUGUGCUCAAGAAGAGGCGGAGCUGCAGUAACUGUGGGAACAGCUUCUGCUCCAGGUGUUGUUCCUUCAAAGUCCCCAAGGCUGUGAUGGGAGCCACAGCCCCAGAGGCUCAGAAGGAGACAGUGUUCGUGUGUGCACUCUGCAACCAGGCGCUCAUCAAGUGAUGAAACGGGCCCAGCCAGCUCCUGUGUCCUGCGCUGCCUGAGACCUGGGGCAGCGGGCAGGCACCCUUGCCACUGGGAGCCUGGAGUGUUUGGAUCCCAGCAUGGCAUUCCCCUGCCAGAGGAUGCUUACACUUGUGCUCCUCCUGCCAGCACCAGGCUGGAUGGACCAGCCUUCCUUGCCAUGCACCAGCUGGGUCGCUGUGCUGGAGCACUGCCCACGGCUGUGCCCCAUCCCUGCAGCUGCUCCAAGCCCUGGGUACUCUUUGGCACUUGCUGUGUCCUGCCAUGUGCUUGCCCAGGCCCUUUGGCCUGGCUCAGUGAUGGAAGAGCCAUCCUUCCUACUCGUGGUCCUGCCUUCACCUUCUGGGUGGGGCAGAACAACCUCAGGGCUCUGUCCCUCUCUUUCCCAGCACUGUGCUAUAAGUGACUGUAUUUUUGGGAUCAGUUCAGAGCUCCUCCUGCAUCCCUUGGGGUCUAGACUAGCUAGGUCUUUCAUCCUGGCUCAGCUGAGACUCUGCUAGUCACUCCUGUGCUCCUCAGCCUCACUGCCUGCAGGUUUAGUCUUUUACCCCCGAAUUUGGCUGCAACCCGGAGGAGGAAAGAGAAUGAGUUUGCACUGGGCUGUGUGGCUGGGUCUCCAGAGUGACACAAGGCAGGAGUUGGUGCUGCUCUGUGCACUUAGUGACUGCUGCUUUCUACUACAGAUUAAUAUAAAAAUGCGUAUCGAGAAUGACCAAUAAAUCUCUUGUCCUCA